AUGCGAACCCUUCUCUCCACCGUCGGUUUUCUUUUCCUCCUCCUUCUCAGCCACAACGGUGGCUUAACAGGAGCCACCGAUGCCGAGCAUAGCCUCCGAGCCACAGAUUCUCACACUCAUCGCCACCGUCGCCACCACGGCCACCGCCGCAGAGAAAAUUUCGAGUACUCAGCCUUAUCAUGUAGAGCUUACUCAGCGUCUCUUGACGAGUUCGGAGCCGUAGGAGACGGUGUGACCUCAAACACGGCUGCGUUUCGCGAUGCAGUGUCUCAGCUUAGCCGUUUCGCAGACCACGGUGGCUCAUUGUUAUUUGUUCCCGCCGGACGGUGGCUUACCGGAAGUUUCAACCUCACCAGCCAUUUCACCCUUUUCCUCCACCGUGAUGCUGUUCUCCUCGCUUCCCAAGAAGAAAGUGAUUAUGAAGUGAUAGAGCCAUUGCCUUCAUACGGACGAGGGAGAGACACAGAUGGUGGAAGAUUCAUCAGUCUACUAUUCGGUUCAAAUAGACGUGAGAACGGGACUAUUGAUGGACAAGGAGAGCCAUGGUGGGGGAAAUUCAAGAGAGGAGAACUAAAAUACACAAGACCAUAUUUGAUUGAGAUUAUGCAUUCUAAUAGCAUCCAAAUCUCCAAUCUCACUUUCUUGAAUUCUCCUUCUUGGCACAUUCACCCGGUUUACAGCAGCAACAUUGUUAUCCAAGGUUUGACCAUAUUAGCACCUGUCACCGUACCAAACACGGACGGGAUCAACCCAGAUUCUUGCACGAACACGAGGAUAGAAGAUUGCUACAUUGUCUCCGGCGACGAUUGUAUCGCCGUGAAGAGUGGAUGGGACCAGUAUGGAAUCAACUACGGCAUGCCUACGAAACAGCUCUUGAUCCGACGGCUCACAUGCAUUUCACCUGAUAGUGCUGUGAUCGCUCUCGGUAGCGAGAUGUCAGGUGGUAUUGAAGAUGUUCGAGCUGAAGAUAUCGUAGCCAUUAACUCUGAGUCUGGAAUCAGGUACGUAAUCAAAAAUACACCGGUUUGGUUAUGUUUGGUUAGAUUAAACCGGAAUAAAACAUGCAGGAUUAAAACAGCUGUUGGACGUGGAGGGUACGUGAAGGAUGUGUACGUACGAGGAAUGACGAUGAAGACAAUGAAGUAUGUAUUUUGGAUGACCGGAAGUUACGGUUCGCAUCCGGACGAGCAUUAUGAUCCAAAAGCGUUACCGGUUAUUCAGAAUAUUAAUUAUCAAGACAUGGUCGCAGAGAACGUGACCAUGCCGGCUCAAUUAGCUGGAAUAACGGGAGAUGAGUUUACUGGGAUAUGUAUCUCUAACGUGACCAUCACGCUUUCGAAGAAACCUAAGAAAGUGUUUUGGAAUUGUACUGAUGUUUCUGGUUAUACAAGUGGUGUGACUCCGGAGCCGUGUCAGCUGUUGCCAGAGAAGCAGCCGGGGACCGUUGUGCCUUGUAACUUCCCAAAGAGUCCCCUUCCUAUUGAGGAAGUGAAACUACAACGUUGUAACACCAGAAGAAGGCACAUGUGAAGAUGAAAACGUUUUGUUUUAUUUUAUUUUACAAAUAUGUUUCUUGGAUUAAGUAAACUUUUUAUCAAAAUGGGA
Molecule: messenger RNA, 1605 nt
Organism: Eruca vesicaria subsp. sativa (arugula)
Lineage: Eukaryota; Viridiplantae; Streptophyta; Magnoliopsida; Brassicales; Brassicaceae
Source: the annotation of a GenBank genome assembly